UGUGCUGCAACAGAACAUCCUGACAGAGAGACAAAGAACAUGCUGGAAGAUACACAGCAAGCAGAAGCACCAAACACAAGUGGAAGAGGAGUGAAGGACCAUCAGCACUCAUAAACAGCCUUAUUCUGAUAUAGUGAGGGCUUUGAUCCAGACUAGAUGAAUGCUGUCUUACCCGGGGGCUAUUGCACAAAAGUAGAAUAAAGAUAUCCAGGUUAACUGAAAAGGCGCAGCUUGACUUAGUGUUAUCCGCUCAUCGCGGCUGAAUCGGUUGCACGUUUGCCAAGCCAGGAUGAGAAGGUGCCGCUAUGUCAAUCCAGGUGUACAUAGUUGGGAUAAGUGCACCUUGACAGAUUUCUUAAAUAGACCACGGUAUCGAUCACAAAUUCACUGAUGCAGAAAUGGAGAAGACGCGUGUAGCAUAUUUUUCUCCCGCUGAGCAGCAAUUAUUAAUGACAAUUUAUGAAGAAGUGAAGCAUAUAAUAUGCAAAAAGGGUAAUACAGCAGCCGUUAUUAAACAGCGAGAACAAGCCUGGCAGACAAUCGCUGACCGACUGAAUGCAACAAACAUGACUGGACAAAAGCGAACUUGGCAACAAGUCAAAAUAAAAUACAAAAACAUUUUGCAGUCUGCAGUGAAGAAGAAGACUCAUUUGUCUGGCACUGGGGGAGGGCCACCAGCUCCAGGCUUCACCCCAGCAGAGGAAUUGUCCCUUGUGUUAAAUAAAGGAAGGCCUGUGAUGGAAGGGAUUCAGGGUGGGACAGCUACUGACUGUGUUCCACCUACAGAAACUGCCCUCCUCAUACAUGUGUCCGGCGACACAGUUACACUCCUGCCACCAGACGAAGAUCCAGGGGAAGGAACUUCUGCAGUAUGGGAAGGGGCUUCUUCAGAUGAUGACGAGGAGACUGUGUCCCUGGACUCCAGAAGGCCUGAGGAUCCAGACAGAGUACAGCCUGACAGCCAGCUUGGCAACAUAGUAAGUAUGGGCUCUAAAGUAAAUCUAAAUGAUACAAAAUUCCUGCUGUGUUAAUCAAUGGGUGGUUUACAGAAUUCACAAACUGUCAGAUGUCUGUACAGUCAACAUCUCAAAAAACGAAUUGAGCUGGCAGAUACACAGGUUGCCCUCAAGAAAAGGAGUCUCCAUGAUCUGGACCUUGGUAUUGAAAUAAAGAAAAAGAAACUGAGGAAACUGGAUCUGGAGAUAAAGAAACUAGAAAAAGAAGUAAAUGACUUCAAUCCAUACUUCAAGCAUAUCUGUAAAACAAUGUAUUAAUUAUGUUUUUCUCCCCAGCUCUCCUAAGGACAAGACAAUAAAAUCUGUCAUCUAAAAUAAUUGAUGUAUUGGUCUCUAACUAGCCUGCCAUUGAUGUCAUCUGGGAAUAUAGCUGCAUUGUCCCACUCAAUCUCUGGUGCCAGUGCAGGACCCCUUUCCCUCCUCAGACAGGCAACAUUGUGUAGGACAGUGCAGGCUACAGUGAUGUCACAUGCCCUGUCUGGGGUGACCCUCAGAUGGUGGAGACACUGAAAACGGGAUUUGAGAAGGCCAAAUGCCAUUUCAAUUCGGGAUCUUGUUCUUGCAUGGGCAAGAUUGUAUCCUUGUUGCGCUGCUGUCUGAGGGUCUGCUAGGGGAGUGAGAAGGUAUGUCUCACAGGCGUAACUCUUGUCUCCCAGAAGAACGCCAGAGAAUUCACCUGAGAAUACAAAAUGUAAUCAUUACAACUACACAAACACAAUUGCGUCAAAUGGUUUACUUAUCACCGAAAUGUGUGUGGCCUACCUUGUGAUAGUCGCUG
Messenger RNA from Hypomesus transpacificus, 1794 nucleotides. RefSeq lists its product as uncharacterized. The record is from RefSeq and is a predicted model, not a curated record. The transcript is spliced from 6 exons. The coding region runs from base 399 to 1031 and encodes 210 amino acids. NCBI's taxonomy places the organism in Eukaryota, Metazoa, Chordata, Actinopteri, Osmeriformes, Osmeridae. Gene Ontology annotation, cellular component: nucleus.